Molecule: messenger RNA, 3036 nt
Organism: Sphaerodactylus townsendi
Lineage: Eukaryota; Metazoa; Chordata; Lepidosauria; Squamata; Sphaerodactylidae
Gene: ALS2
Product: alsin Rho guanine nucleotide exchange factor ALS2
Exons: 23
Coding region: 1-3024 (1007 amino acids)
Molecular function (GO): guanyl-nucleotide exchange factor activity
Source: RefSeq, a predicted model, not a curated record
AUGUCCAUCCAGCAGUCUCAAGAAGAGGAUCUCAUCGCUUGCUUGCCUGGCCCAACUGGUCCUGGUGCAUCUGCCCUUAAUAGCCUGGUUGUCUCUUGUGCGUCAGCAGUUGGUGUGAGAGUAGCUGCUACCUAUGAAGCCUUGUCUCUGAAGAAGGUAAUUAGCUUCUAUGGCACGACUCCUGGCGAUGCAGCAUCUCCGUCUAGCAGUGGUUCUCCUGGCCCAGACGGGCUGAAGGAGAGCCGAGAGGAGCAGGUCAAGCUGGAGUCCAUGCAGGGUAAGAAGAGUUCCAGCUUGGUGGACAUUCGAGAAGAGUCUGAAGGAGUCUGUCGAAGGCUCUCCUUACCUGGUUUGUUAUCACAAGUUUCUCCGAGGCUCUUGAGAAAAGUAGGACGGGCUAAAAUGAGGACAGUGGCACUCACUCCGACCUACAGUGGUGAAGCUGAUGCACUUCUCCCAUCCUUGCGGACUGAGGUGUGGAGCUGGGGAAAGGGAAAAGCAGGACAGCUAGGACAUGGUGAUGUCUUACCAAGGCUCCAACCGUUAUGUGUAAAAAGUCUUGAUGGCAAAGAAGUAAUUCAUUUGUCUGCAGGUGAACAUCAUUCCUUGGCACUCACUGCCAAGUCACAGGUGUAUUCAUGGGGCAGCAAUACAUUUGGACAGCUUUGUCACUCAAAUUCGCCAACCACAGUCCCUCGCCUUGCGAAGGUAAACAAUGACAAAAAUGUCUGGCAUACAGUAGCAGGUCCAGAUUAUUCACUAUUUCUGGUAGAUGGAGAAGAUUUUCAGCCUUUAUUAUACUAUAGUGGUCGAGAAGAAAGAAAAGAAUGUGAUGUCUCAUCUGAAGAGAACUGCUCAAAGAAUCCAACACUGUUGCUCUCCUGUAGUAAGCUAGGGUAUAUAAGCAGCAUGGCAGCAGGGCGAACAAACUGUUUGGCACUGGUAGAUAAAAACAUUAUGGGCUAUAUUGCUAGUCUGCAUGAGUUGGCAUCAACAGAAAGACAAUUCUACAUCAAACUGAGUGCUAUAAAAUCACAAGUUCUGAGACCUCUCUUGGGAUUAGACAACUUAGGUGCUGUAACAGCAGUUCAACUAUUGCAGGAAAUGGCAAGCACGUUCAGCAAGCUCUGCUACCUGACUGGCCAGCACGGAGCCUCUUUGACUACCUUCCUUCAGGGAUUAAAAGAGGCAAAGAAUUUGGCUGUCAUGAAGCAUUCAAGCCUUUUUUUGGAAAGUUACACUGAGUACUGUACUUCCUUGACAAACUUUAUAGUGAUGGGAGGAUUUGCACUUCUGUCCAAACCAGCAAUGGACUUCUUCAGUAAAAACCACGCAUUACUUCAGGAUUUGUCAGAGACAAAUGAGGAAUCUCAGCCUUUGGUGGAAGUGCUAAACGCUUUAUUUUUCUUGCCCAUCAGAAGACUUCAGAAUUAUGCUAAAGUUCUGCUAAAGCUUGCUGCUUGUUUUGAAGUGACAUCUCCAGAAUACCAGAGCCUCCAGGAGUCCAGUUCUUGUUAUGAAUCCCUAGCUGUCCAUCUGGGCAGGAAAAGAAAAGAAGCCGAAUACACAUUAAGCUUCUGGAAAACCUUUCCUGGGAAAAUGACAGACUCCUUGAGGAAACCAGAACGACGAUUGAUCUGUGAGAGCAGCAAUCGAGGGUUGUCUCUGCAGCAUGCUGGGAGAUUCUCGGUGAACUGGUUCAUCCUCUUUAAUGAUGCUCUGGUCCAUGCCCAGUUUUCAACUCAUCAUAUUUUCUCCUUGUCCACGCUGUGGGCUGAGCCCGUGUCUGAAGAGUCUGGCAAUACAAAUGGUUUGCGAAUCACUACACCUGAAGAGCAGUUCAUUCUGAUUUCAUCAACAGCACAGGAAAAGACAAAGUGGCUGAGAGCUAUAAGUCAAGCAGUGGAUCAGGCUUUGAAAGGGACAAGUGACUUGCCGCCUUAUGUCAGUGGUGGAAGUAUACAGAGGCAAGAACCCCCCAUUUCCCGGAGUGCAAAAUACACUUUUUAUAAGGAUCCUCGGCUUAAGGAUGCCAUGUACGAUGGACGUUGGCUUUCUGGGAAACCACAUGGAAGAGGAGUCCUAAAAUGGCUAGAUGGAAGAAUGUAUUCUGGCAUGUUCCGGAAUGGCCUGGAAGAUGGGCACGGCGAAUAUAAAGUCCCAAACAAAAUGUUGAACAAGAGCGACCACUAUGUUGGGUAUUGGAAGGAAGGGAAAAUGUUUGGCCAAGGAGUCUACAGUUAUGCCACUGGAGAAGUUUACGAAGGCAGCUUUCAAGACAAUAUGCGCCAUGGUCACGGGCUCCUGCGCAGCGGGAAACUGACCUCUUCCUCUCCUAGCAUGUUCAUUGGUCAGUGGGUGAUGGAUAAGAAGACAGGCUAUGGAGUGUUUGAUGACAUCACGAGGGGAGAAAAAUAUAUGGGGAUGUGGCAAGAUGACCUUUGUCAAGGCAACGGCAUUGUGGUUACCCAGUUCGGGCUGUAUUAUGAAGGAGCCUUUAACAGCAAUAAAAUGAUGGGGACUGGAGUCUUGCUUUCGGAAGACGAUACAAUAUACGAAGGAGAGUUUUCAGACAAUUGGACCCUUAAUGGGAAGGGAACCCUGACAUUGCCGAACGGAGACUACAUUGAAGGUACCUUCAGUGGAGAAUGGGGGUCUGGGAUAAAGAUUACAGGAACCUAUUUCAAGCCCAGUCUGUAUGAUCAUGAGAAGGACCGACCCAAAACUCUGCGGAAGCUUGGAGUCCUUGCCGUUCCUGCAGACGAGAAGUGGAAGGCAGUGUUCGACGAAUGCUGGCACCAGUUAGGUUGUGAGCAUCCUGGCCAAGGGGACAGGUGGAAAGCUUGGGACAACAUCGCCGUCGCCUUGACAACCAAUCGGCGUCAACACAAAGACAGCCCAGAACUUCUGAGUAGAUCGCAUGCUCAGACACUGGAAAGUCUGGAAUUCAUCCCUCAACAUGUUGGUGCCUUCACCCUGGAGAAAUAUGAGAACAUUAAGAAGUAUCUAAUAAAGGUAUCUUGACUGUGAAUGGGU